AUGUUCCACGGGAUCCCAGCCACUCCAGGCCUAGGAGCUUCUGGGAACAAGCCUGAGCUGUAUGAGGAAGUAAAGCUAUACAAGAAUGCCCGGGAACGUGAGAAGUACGACAACAUGGCCGAGCUCUUUGCGGUGGUAAAGACAAUGCAGGCCUUGGAGAAGGCAUACAUCAAGGACUGUGUCACCCCCAAUGAGUACACGGCUGCUUGCUCCCGACUUCUGGUCCAGUACAAAGCCGCCUUCCGGCAGGUCCAGGGCUCUGAGAUCAGCUCCAUCGAUGAGUUCUGCCGCAAGUUCCGUCUGGACUGCCCGCUGGCCAUGGAGAGGAUCAAGGAGGACCGGCCAAUCACCAUUAAAGAUGACAAGGGCAAUCUGAACCGCUGCAUUGCCGACGUCGUCUCGCUCUUCAUCACAGUUAUGGACAAGCUUCGCCUAGAGAUCCGAGCUAUGGAUGAGAUCCAACCCGACUUGCGGGAAUUGAUGGAGACCAUGCACCGAAUGAGUCACCUGCCCCCUGACUUUGAGGGUCGCCAGACAGUUAGCCAGUGGCUGCAGACACUGAGUGGCAUGUCGGCCUCAGACGAGCUGGAUGACUCCCAGGUGCGGCAGAUGCUCUUUGACCUGGAGUCUGCCUACAAUGCCUUCAACCGUUUCCUGCAUGCCUGA
Messenger RNA from Orycteropus afer afer, 666 nucleotides. RefSeq names its product VPS28 subunit of ESCRT-I (gene VPS28). The transcript has 9 exons. Gene Ontology annotation, biological process: protein transport to vacuole involved in ubiquitin-dependent protein catabolic process via the multivesicular body sorting pathway. Gene Ontology annotation, cellular component: ESCRT I complex. The record is from RefSeq and is a predicted model, not a curated record. Lineage: Eukaryota; Metazoa; Chordata; Mammalia; Tubulidentata; Orycteropodidae. Bases 1 to 666 code for a protein of 221 amino acids. Gene Ontology annotation, molecular function: protein-containing complex binding.